This is a messenger RNA of Gongylonema pulchrum, 822 nucleotides long. NCBI's taxonomy places the organism in Eukaryota, Metazoa, Nematoda, Chromadorea, Rhabditida, Gongylonematidae. The record is from the annotation of a GenBank genome assembly.
UUGACACUUAUAGGUGAGCGAUGUGACGAGAGGAAUUAUUGCGAGGGUAAUCCAUGCAUAAAUGGCGUAUGUACAUCCACGUCUAAAGGGUACCACUGUGCUUGUCCACCGGGCUUGCAUGGCGAGAGGUGCGACAUGGAUGUCAAUGAGUGCCAUUCGAAUCCGUGCCAUCGAGGCAAAUGCGUCAAUGAGUUCGGCUCGUAUCGAUGUGAAUGCCCUCGGGGUUUCUCUGGUCGGCACUGCGAGACAUUCUCGUUGAGCAACGAUCCGUGUGCCGCGUCGCCAUGUCAGAACGGUGCCAAGUGUUACACAUAUCGUGAUAAAUAUUACUCGUGCGAAUGCCGUGCCGGUUUCACAGGGCGACACUGUGAAGUGAACAUCGACGACUGCUCCGAAAAUGCUUGUAUGAAUGGCGGUCGCUUUUGUGAGCAGGAUGUUGAUGAGUGUGAACUUGGCUUGCACGACUGCAAAAACGGAGGUACUUGCUUCAACAAGAAAGAAGGCUAUCACUGCGUCUGUGUUAACGGCUGGGAAGGUGAACAUUGCGAGAUCAACAAGGACGAUUGCGUGGAUGCGCUUUGCGAAGCGGGCAGUACUUGCGUAGACCACGUUGCCAAGUAUACAUGCGAAUGCCCACCUGGACGCAUUGGUUUGUUCUGUCAUAUGGAAGACCCAUGCCUGGCGAAUCCAUGUCGAACUGGCUCGGUCUGCGAGCCAGAUACCUCAAGUGGAAAGUAUACUUGUGAAUGCCCGAAAGGUUACACUGGCGAAGACUGCUCCGAAGAUAUCAACGAAUGUGAGCAGGUGAAUAAAAAACAAUAA